Molecule: messenger RNA, 579 nt
Organism: Betta splendens (Siamese fighting fish)
Lineage: Eukaryota; Metazoa; Chordata; Actinopteri; Anabantiformes; Osphronemidae
Gene: rps13
Product: ribosomal protein S13
Exons: 6
Coding region: 88-543 (151 amino acids)
Biological process (GO): translation
Cellular component (GO): ribosome; nucleolus; cytosolic small ribosomal subunit
Molecular function (GO): structural constituent of ribosome; small ribosomal subunit rRNA binding
Source: RefSeq, a predicted model, not a curated record
CCGCCUGGCGUCAUUGCGUCAUUUCCGACGCAGGCGCAAAGGGCCAUUAUCUGUCGCGUGUGCGGCCUCUCUUCCUCUACCGCCAUCAUGGGUCGCAUGCACGCUCCUGGAAAGGGCUUGUCCCAGUCAGCUCUGCCUUACAGGCGAAGUGUUCCCACUUGGCUGAAGCUCACGUCCGAUGAUGUGAAGGAGCAGAUCUUCAAGUUGGCCAAGAAGGGUCUGACCCCGUCUCAGAUCGGUGUGAUUCUGAGGGAUUCCCACGGUGUGGCCCAGGUUCGCUUCGUCACUGGCAACAAAAUCCUGAGGAUCCUCAAGUCCAAGGGUCUGGCCCCCGACCUGCCUGAGGAUCUCUACCACCUGAUUAAGAAGGCUGUGGCUGUUAGGAAGCAUCUGGAGAGAAACAGAAAGGACAAGGAUGCCAAGUUCCGCCUGAUUCUCACCGAGAGCAGGAUCCACAGGCUGGCUCGUUACUACAAGACCAAGAGAGUACUGGCCCCCAACUGGAAGUAUGAGUCCUCUACAGCUUCUGCUCUGGUGGCAUAAAAUACACUUUGGAUAAAUAAAACAGUUUAAAUUGAA